AUGGUUCUCCAAAGGUUGUUCGAUAUUAUACUUACCUUGGCAAAAAGUUCUUUGGCUUUAAGGGGGCAUCGAGAGGAUUUAAGUCAGGAAGGAUACCACGGAAAUUUUUUGUCUGUGGUACAGCUUGUCGCCAGGUAUGAUAGCAUAUUACGUCAAGUUUUGGAUUUGCCCAAAGGAGCAACAAGAUAUCUAAGUCCGAAAAUUCAAAAUGAAAUGAUCGAAUGUUUGGGGAUGACACUUGAGGAUCAUCUUCUUGAAAAAAUUAGAGCAUCACCAUUUUUUUCUGUCAUCAUGGAUACCGCACAGGACAUUUCGAAAGUCGAUCAGCUAAGCAUUAUUGUGAGAUACGCAGUGAUAACCAGAUCGGAAAAUAGAGAGCCAGUCGAUACAGAAAUUAGAGAAGUAUUUCUAGGCUUGUAUGCAGUCACUAAACAUGGUGCAGCAGAUUUGGUAAACCAAGUAACUGAAUUAUUUGCUGAAAAAAGUAUUGAUAUGAAAAAGUGUGUGGGUCCAGGUUACGACGGAGCCAGUGUUAUGAGUGGUAUGUAUAAUGGUGUACAAAAACGUAUAAAGGACAUUCAGCCCAAUGCGGAGUAUGUACACUGUGCUAGUCACAACUUAAAUUUGGUGAUAAAUGAUUCUGUUAGUGGUUGCGUAGAAGUACAUAAUUUUUUCUCCACGAUACAAGAAAUGUAUACAUUUUUCGGAGGCAGCAUUAAGCGUUGUGAUUUACUAUCACAAUUUACCGGUGAAUCAGAAAUUACUCUAAAAAAAUUAAAUCCAACAAGAUGGUCGAGUAGAGUUAAUACUAUAUCUGCAGUAAAACUUAGGUUUUUUGAUAUAAUCAAAGCAUUAUCAGAAAUAGCCCUUAAAAGUCGUGAUAAAGAUGAGCGCAAUGAUGCUAACAGUAUAAAGACAAAAAUGCUUGAUUUUGAAUUUGUGUUUCUUUGCAAAUUUAUGCACCAUGAUUUGAACGAGGCAAAUAAAGCUUUAGUAGAGAUUGAAAAAAAAUUAAAAAUUUAUAGAAAUGACUUCGACUUAUUCAAGUAUAAAAUGAAGAAACUUUACUACAAAAGUGUGACCAAUUUCAAAAUAAAUAUUCCAGUAUAA
This is a messenger RNA of Copidosoma floridanum, 1110 nucleotides long. RefSeq lists its product as uncharacterized. The record is from RefSeq and is a predicted model, not a curated record. NCBI's taxonomy places the organism in Eukaryota, Metazoa, Arthropoda, Insecta, Hymenoptera, Encyrtidae.